CAUUAUUGUUAAUCUGACUUCUCUUUUUCAGUUAUACUUAGGAUUGUUUGAUUCUGAUUUUAAUGAUAUUUUAUUUUGGAUUUCCAAUUGUUCAAAUGGGAUUAAUUUUUUUUUGGGGAUAAUUUGAUCAUGUGGGGCACUUUCUUUCAGUCAUUUUAUCAAACACUUGAAAUGCAACGUUUAAAUUUCAUUUUUUCUUACAAUUUAUUACGUUUCAUCCCCUCUUAAUACGUGUAGAUGGAUAUAAUUUAUCAAUUCAGAAGGGCUUGAAGAGUGAAACAAUAUUCUGACUGUCUAUGAUAAUUGAAACCUCUCUGAGAAGAGAUGGACUGCAGUAACUCAUGCACUAGCGAGCAGAAGCUUCAAGUCCGAAAGUUAGAAAUAUCAGACAAAGGAAAAGGUUAUCUAGAGCUACUGCAACAACUAACUGUUUGUGAUUCCGUAUCAGACAAGGAAUUUGAAAAACGGUUUGAAGAGAUCAGCUCUUAUGGCGAUGACCAUCUUAUUUGUGUAAUCGAAGACGAUCAAUCUGGGAAGAUAAUUGCAACUGGUUGUAUGUUCAUCGAAAAAAAGUUCAUAAGAAAUUGCGGCAAAGUCGGGCACAUUGAAGACAUUGUGGUUGAUUCUGAGGCUCGAGGAAAACAAUUGGGAAAGAAAAUUAUAGAGUUCCUGACAGAUCAUGCUCAUUCAAUGGGAUGUUACAAGGUUAUACUCGAUUGCAGCAUUGAGAACAAAGCAUUUUAUGAGAAAUGCGGAUACAAGCAGAAAGAAAUUCAAAUGGCGAAGUAUUUCAAUUAAAUUAACAUUGUGUGUUUGAUAUUGUAGUUGGGGAUUUCUUUGCUAGAGCAGGGAAGAAAAUUGCAUUUGUUGCUUCAGAAUUGAUUUACAAGGAGGAACCUGAAAUUAAGGGAUUUGAACGGCUGGAAAACCAUAGGAGACAUGCAGAGGAUGAAUAAAUGAAAGAGUGUCAACUGCCAAGAACAAGGCAUGAUUAGGGAUGUAAUUGAGUUGAGUCUUGCAACUCUAACAAGUUUGAGCUUGACUCUAAAAUUUGACUUGAAUUCUCGAGUUUAGUUAGGAGCUUGAGCUCGAUAGAAUAAUUGAAAUUUGGUUUUGACUCGAUUGAUAAAAAAAAUGUAAUUAAAGUUCGAUUAGACUUGCGAACUUGUAGAAUCAAGUACUUGAUCAAAUAAAUUGACUUGAGCAACUCAGGUCAAAGCUCAAUUUAAUUAA
Messenger RNA from Mercurialis annua (annual mercury), 1233 nucleotides. RefSeq names its product glucosamine 6-phosphate N-acetyltransferase. The transcript is spliced from 2 exons. Gene Ontology annotation, cellular component: Golgi apparatus; endoplasmic reticulum-Golgi intermediate compartment; endoplasmic reticulum. NCBI's taxonomy places the organism in Eukaryota, Viridiplantae, Streptophyta, Magnoliopsida, Malpighiales, Euphorbiaceae. Bases 325 to 798 code for a protein of 157 amino acids. Gene Ontology annotation, biological process: UDP-N-acetylglucosamine biosynthetic process. The record is from RefSeq and is a predicted model, not a curated record. Gene Ontology annotation, molecular function: monosaccharide binding; glucosamine 6-phosphate N-acetyltransferase activity.